AUUGAGGACCCCUAAGAGUUUUUGUUUAUGUGAGUUUUAUUUAUUUACAUUUACCACACUUGAGAGUCAAAUUGAGGAAUUAAAGAAAGUAUUGAAUUUGCCCGCGGGUGUGUGAAGAGAAACAAUCAGUGUGGAGGCCUCAGGGGACUCGCCAGGAUGAGCAGCACCUUAGCUAAAAUCGGGAGAUAGAAGCUGAGAUGGCUCGGACUCAAAAGAACAAGGCCACAGCACACCACCUAGGGCUGCUUAAGGCUCGUCUUGCUAAGCUUCGUCGAGAACUCAUUACUCCAAAGGGGGGUGGUGGUGGAGGUCCACGAGAAGGUUUUGAUGUGGCCAAGACAGGUGAUGCUCGAAUUGGAUUUGUUGGUUUUCCAUCUGUGGGGAAGUCAACACUGCUUAGUAACCUGGCAGGGGUGUAUUCUGAGGUAGCAGCCUAUGAAUUCACUACUCUGACCACCGUGCCUGGUGUCAUCAGAUACAAAGGUGCCAAGAUCCAGCUCCUGGAUCUCCCAGGUAUCAUUGAAGGUGCCAAGGAUGGGAAAGGUAGAGGUCGUCAAGUCAUUGCAGUGGCCCGAGCCUGUAACUUGAUCCUGAUUGUUUUGGGUGUCCUGAAACCCUUGGGACAUAAGAAGAUAAUUGAAAAUGAACUGGAAGGCUUUGGCAUUCGCUUGAACAGCAAACCCCUCAACAUUGGCUUUAAGAAGAAGUAUAAGGGAGGCAUUAACCUCACAGCCACUUGCCCCCAGAGUGAGCUGGAUGCUGAAACUGUGAAAAGCAUUCUGGCCAAAUACAAGAUUCAUAAUGCCGACGUGACUCUACGUAGUGAUGCUACAGCUGAUGACCUCAUUGAUGUGGUGGAAGGAAACAGAGUUUAUAUCCCCUGUAUCUAUGUGUUAAAUAAGAUUGACCAAAUCUCCAUUGAGGAAUUGGAUAUCAUCUAUAAGGUGCCUCACUGUGUACCCAUCUCUGCCCAUCACCGUUGGAAUUUUGAUGACCUACUGGAAAAGAUCUGGGACUAUCUGAAACUAGUGAGAAUUUAUACCAAACCCAAAGACCAGUUACCAGAUUACACAUCCCCAGUGGUGCUUCCUUACUCCAGGACCACAGUGGAGGAUUUCUGCAUGAAGAUGCAUAAAAAUCUUAUCAAAUAAUUUAAAUAUGC
This is a messenger RNA of Sapajus apella (tufted capuchin), 1162 nucleotides long. Its product is annotated as developmentally-regulated GTP-binding protein 1. Gene Ontology annotation, biological process: cytoplasmic translation. The transcript has a single exon. NCBI's taxonomy places the organism in Eukaryota, Metazoa, Chordata, Mammalia, Primates, Cebidae. Gene Ontology annotation, cellular component: cytoplasm. Bases 198 to 1151 code for a protein of 317 amino acids. The record is from RefSeq and is a predicted model, not a curated record. Gene Ontology annotation, molecular function: GTP binding; GTPase activity.